AUGUAUCCCACCUCCUAUCUAUCUAUCUAUCUAUCUAUCUAUCUAUCUCAGUCUAUUCAUAUCUAUCUAUCUAUCUCUGUGUCUAUCUCAUUCUGUUCAUAUCUUUCUUUCUAUCUAUCUAUCAUCUCUUCUAUUCAUAUCUAUCUAUCUAUCUAUCUAUCUAUCUAUCUAAUCUCAGUCUAUUCAUAUCUAUCUAUCUAUCUAUCUAUCUAUCUAUCUAAUCAGUCUAUUCAUAUUCAUCUAAUCUCCAUCUAUCAAUCUAAUCUCAGUCUAUCUAUCUAUCUAUCUAUCUCAUCUAUCUAUCUAUCUAUCUAUCUAUCUAUCUAUCUAAUCUCAUCUAUUCAUAUCUAUCUAUCUAUCUAUCUAUCUAUCUAUCUAUCUAAUCUCAGUCUAUUCAUAUCUAUCUAUCUAUCUAUCUAUCUAUCUAAUCUCAGUCUAUUCAUAUCUAUCUAUCUAUCUAUCUAUCUAUCUAUCUAUCUAAUCUCAGUCUAUUCAUAUCUAUCUAUCUAUCUAUCUAUCUAUCUAUCUAAUCUCAGUCUAUUCAUAUCUAUCUAUCUAUCUAUCUAUCUAUCUAAUCUCAGUCUAUUCAUAUCUAUCUAUCUAUCUAUCUAUCUAUCUAUGUCACUUUAUAUCUAUCUCUUUAUAUAA
Molecule: messenger RNA, 648 nt
Organism: Acanthosepion pharaonis
Lineage: Eukaryota; Metazoa; Mollusca; Cephalopoda; Sepiida; Sepiidae
Source: the annotation of a GenBank genome assembly